This is a messenger RNA of Fusarium coffeatum, 2106 nucleotides long. RefSeq lists its product as uncharacterized. The transcript is spliced from 6 exons. The record is from RefSeq and is a predicted model, not a curated record. Lineage: Eukaryota; Fungi; Ascomycota; Sordariomycetes; Hypocreales; Nectriaceae. Gene Ontology annotation, biological process: protein transport to vacuole involved in ubiquitin-dependent protein catabolic process via the multivesicular body sorting pathway; protein targeting to vacuole. The coding region runs from base 1 to 2106 and encodes 701 amino acids. Gene Ontology annotation, cellular component: ESCRT-0 complex. Gene Ontology annotation, molecular function: ubiquitin binding; phosphatidylinositol-3-phosphate binding.
AUGAUGAGUUGGUGGUCGUCGUCCGCCAAUACGGCCCUGGACGAGCAGAUCGAGAAAGCCACGAGCAGUAGCCUUGAAGAUAUUGCCCUUAAUCUCGAAAUCUCCGAUGUCAUUAGAUCCAAAACGGUCGCGCCCAAAGAGGCGAUGCGCUCUCUCAAGAGGCGCAUUGGCAACAAGAACCCUAACACCCAACUGAGCGCUUUAAACCUUACCGAUACUUGCGUCAAAAACGGCGGAUCACACUUCCUCGCCGAAGUCGCAUCACGGGAGUUUAUGGACAACCUUGUGUCGCUUCUUCAGGCAGUUGGUGGUGCUGCUGUCAACGCUGACGUGAAAUCAAAAAUUCUCGAGCUUAUACAAUCCUGGGCCGGCGCUACUGAGGGACGAUACGAGCUUUCAUACAUUGGUGAGGUAUACCGAACCUUGCAGCGUGACGGAUAUCAAUUCCCUCCCAAGACAUCAGUGGCCAGCAGCAUGAUUGACAGCAGCGCGCCCCCCGAAUGGACCGAUUCCGACCAAUGUUCCGCCAAGGUGGUUGCGCUCCCUCAUCUCGGCAUCAUGGCGCCUGUGCGAGUUGAUGAUGGGUGUUAUGCGAAACUUACCAACAAGGGUAACAAACUCCCUAACCCGUCGCUCGAUCGAUCACCGACAUACCCCCACAAGACGCGCAGUACCUCUGCGAUGCAACCCCGAAACGCCCGAGUUGACGACGGGUUUGAUGAGGAUCUGAAGAAAGCAUUGGCAAUGAGCUUGGAGGAAGUCAAGACUCAUUCCCACAACCAUGCACCGCCUGCACAAUCUUCGUACACAACCAACGGCGACGCCUCGGCGGUCAAGCAGGCAGAAGAUGAAGAUGAUGACCUCAAGGCCGCAAUCGCCGCGUCCUUGGCCGACAUGGAAGAGCAGAAGAAGAGGCAUGCUGCGGUACUCAAGGAGCAAACAUCCAGUUCCGUCGAUACUUCUUCCUCCACCAACUUUGUUCUUCCCAAGAAUGACUACGAGUUGACUCCUGUUGAAGCAGAGAAUAUUAACCUAUUUGCAACAUUGGUGGACCGUCUUCAGACUCAACCCCCAGGAACCAUCCUUCGUGAACCUCAGAUUCAGGAGCUCUAUGACAGCAUUGGUACAUUGCGGCCCAAGCUAGCAAGGACCUACGGAGAAACCAUGAGCAAGCAUGAUACACUCCUAGAUCUUCAUGCUAAACUCUCGACCGUCGUCCGAUAUUACGACCGUAUGUUGGAGGACAGACUCUCCAAGGCAUACAGCCAACAGAAUCUCGGCGGAUACAACCUACCCCCACCUCGCCAGCCAGCCGGUCCCUAUCCUUCUAUCUCUUCAACUCAGAUGCCAAGCAAUCCUGGCGCUGCGGAAAGCUUCUAUACUGGCCAACCAAGAGCCAGUUACCAGGCUCCUCAACACCAACAAUUCCAACAACCACCGCAUGCAACACCCCAGCCUCAGUAUCCUGCUUAUGGAUCUGUAUCAGAACAACAGACCGGCCAAUAUCCUCCUCAGCAGAUUCAAAGAACCGAUAGCUGGCAAAACAGGGCACCUUCGGCACCUCAAGAUCCGUACCAACAACAGCAGUCACACGAUCCAAACCAACAGACACACAACCAUCAGCAGCCACAGGCAGCAGCCACUAACGACCCCAAUACCUCUUACUACUUCACACCUCAGCAAUCACAGCAGGCCCCUCUCGGGCCAUCCGCUCCAGGAGCUGCACCUGACACUGCUCAAUCACCGUAUCCUAAUCUGCAGCCGUCUUCGCAGUACUCUGGAGGCCCUGCGCCGGUGCCCUCGCAGUCCACGCCAAACCAAACACCCGUCCAGCCGCCCCAGGCGCCUCAGCAACCUGUUCAAUCACCCCAGAUGCAGCACUCUAAACCACAGCAGCCUCAGAUGGGUCAGCAAGUUCCUCCCCCACAACAGCAGCACCAACAACAGGCAUACUGGCAGCCUUCUAUGCCACAGCAGCAUCAGCAGCCACCAGCAGCGCCGCAGAACUGGGCGUAUGGUGGUUACACCCAAGAUUCUUUCCCCUCGGUGCCGCAGCAAGAACCUGCGAAGCAGCCUGUAAAGGAGGAGGCUCUUAUUGAAUUUUAG